AUCCAAUACAUCCCUGUGCCAGCAGACCAAGAUGAAGAGGAGUGGCUCAAACCAAAACCAAAGUUGCGUGCACAGUUCUACCCCUAUCUCUCCUCCUCCUCCUCUUCCUCUCCAUUCGUUUGAGGUGUUGCGUCGCACGCCUCUGAACCGAGCUUUUGCUCUCGUAUAUGCGACUGCCAUCUCGGCUUUGCUCUAUCGCCAUACCCUCUCUCUCCUCUCUGGCUCUGCAACCACUUUCUUUUCCUUCUCCCUUGUUUCUUUCUCCUUGCUACUCUCCGACGCCGUUCUCGCUUUUAUGUGGGUAACCGAACAGGCCUUCCGGAUGCGUCCCGUCCGUCGCAAGGUAUUCAUAGAGAAUCUCAGUCGGGUUGUUGAUGAGAAGAACUUCCCGGCGUUAGACGUGUUUAUAUGCACUGCCGACCCAUUCAAGGAACCUCCGUUGCGCGCCAUUAACACUGCUUUAUCAGUCAUGGCCUACGAUUAUCCCACAGACAAGGUGUCUGUGUACGUAUCGGAUGACGGGGGUUCGCAGCUUACGCUCUUUUCUUUGAUGGAAGCUGCCAAGUUUGCUACACACUGGUUGCCUUUCUGUAAGGAAUUUCGAAUAGAGGAAAGGUGCCCCGAUGCGUAUUUUAGAUCCACUCACAGUUGCGCCCAAACGGAGAAGAUGAAGAUUAUGUAUGGAAUGAUGAAAGAGAAGAUAGAAAGCGUGAUGGAGAGAAGAGGUGGAUUUGUCAAUGACUUCAUCUCCAGCGAUCAUCACCGCCAAGCCUUUAACAAAUGGACGCCAGGAUUUACGCGUCAAGAUCAUCCUACUGUAAUUGAGGUUUUGUUGGAUAGUGGGACGGAUAAGGACGUUACUGGCCGUGCAAUGCCAAACCUGGUGUACGUCUCCCGGGAAAAAAGCAGUAGUUGGCCCCACCAUUUCAAGGCCGGAGCCCUCAACGUCUUACUGCGAGUAUCAGAGACCAUGAGCAAUGCACCAGUGGUCUUAACCUUGGAUUGUGACAUGUACUCCAACGAUCCCAGAACCCCUCUUCGUGUUCUCUGCCAUCUUUUCGACCCUGUUGUUGCCCCGAAAUUAGCCUACAUUCAAUUUCCUCAGCGUUUCCAUGGGAUUGACAAGCACGACAUUUACGGUAAUGAACAGAAGCAUUUGUUCCAGUUAAAUCCAAUGGGUUCAGAUGGGUCCGCUGGCCCAAACUACGUUGGCAGUGGAUGUUUUUUCCGGAGACGAUCGCUGUUUGGAGGCCCAUUCUCAUUCUUAUCCUCUGGAGUCCUACAACUACAAGCCAAACCCAUCAUGUCUGCAACGCCUUCGGCAUUGUCUCACCAUGUCGCCAGUUGCACUUUUGAGCAUGCCACGGACUGGGGCUACAAGAUGGGCUUCAGGUAUGGAUCCUUAGUUGAGGACUACUACACAGGAUAUCGGCUACAGUGUGAGGGAUGGAAGUCAGUGUUUUGCAACCCUAAUAGGGCUGCGUUCUUAGGGGAUGUGCCACUCAACCUUACUGAUGCACUGACCCAAAAUAGACGUUGGUGUGUUGGUCUACUGGAGGUGGGCUUCUCCAGGUACAACCCAAUCACCUUUGGUAUUAGAUCCAUGGGCCUGCUAAUGGCCCUUAACUAUGCUCACUAUGCAUAUUGGCCCAUAUGGUCCAUUCCCAUCACCAUCUAUGCCAUCGUCCCUCAGCUAGCUCUCAUCAAUGGGCUCUCCAUCUUCCCAACGAUGUGGGACCCUUGGUUCUAUUUGUACUGGUUCCUUUUCCUGGGAGCUUAUGGACAAGAUGCUAUUGAGUUCACCCUAGCAGGAAGCACAAUCCAGAGGUGGUGGAACGAUCAAAGAAUGUGGUUGAUAAGGGGAAUAGGCCAAGUUGCGUCUUCCUCGUACAAUAUUGAUGAGGAGGCAUAUAUCUAA
This is a messenger RNA of Nelumbo nucifera (sacred lotus), 1918 nucleotides long. The record is from RefSeq and is a predicted model, not a curated record. Lineage: Eukaryota; Viridiplantae; Streptophyta; Magnoliopsida; Proteales; Nelumbonaceae.